Molecule: messenger RNA, 881 nt
Organism: Syngnathus acus (greater pipefish)
Lineage: Eukaryota; Metazoa; Chordata; Actinopteri; Syngnathiformes; Syngnathidae
Product: kinesin-like protein KIF28P
Exons: 5
Coding region: 330-770 (146 amino acids)
Source: RefSeq, a predicted model, not a curated record
GGGUCUGCUUGAUGACACACAGAUGGAGAAAUGAUAGAUGGCCAGAUAUGACAAGGCUUCUUUUUGUGUUUGCAUGAAUUAGUUUCAGUCUUUUGGACAGCGGCGGUCGUCUGUACACGCCGACUGCUUGGCACAACGUCAACCCUGCGCUGCAUCACAAAGUACACUUUGCCUCCCUUCGUGUCUCCCAACAGCUACUCGACUACCUUCAGAGCAGCGCUGUUCUUCUGGAGCUUUGGGGGCUUCAAGAGGGCUGUGCAGAAUUGGUAUCAUCUGUGGAAGGCGCUCAAGUGAGCACAGAGGGCAUUGUCAUCAUUGAUGAGACUGGGAUGGUUAAUACUAUUCCCGCAGAUUGCUUAGAGAUGAACAGUUCACUGAGGAGACUUCAGAGAGACCUUGAAGAACAGAAAAGAGUCAAUAACAACCUCAUGAAGGAGAAUCAACUUUUAAGAGGACAACUCAACGUGACCAACGUAGGCGGUGACAGUGGGCGGAGUCGCUCGGUUCGGCCCAGUUGCGACGCAGAGUUUGCCCGCUCAUUGAAGCAGUUCUACCACAACAUGACUUCAGUCAAGGCUCAGCUGCAGAGUCUGCGCAGACACAGGCCCAGCGAGUCAUGUGACCUGAUGGGACUCCGCCUCUUCGUGGACGAGCACAGCGGUCUGCUGAAGGACUUCUCCGAACAGCUGGAACAAAGCGUGUCCGCUCUCAAACAAGACGUCGCCGCAAUCGUCCGACGCAAGCGGGAACGAUCGGGAACUUGGUCUUGACUCGAGGAAACGUUAAGCACUGAGUGUGAACUAUGAGUACAGAAUAAAACACAACUCACGUUCAAACUGUGUCUGUAACAAUACUUUAGAUCACUAUUUUAUUUAAUUUGA